Messenger RNA from Cyphellophora attinorum, 507 nucleotides. RefSeq lists its product as uncharacterized. The record is from RefSeq and is a predicted model, not a curated record. Bases 1 to 507 code for a protein of 168 amino acids. NCBI's taxonomy places the organism in Eukaryota, Fungi, Ascomycota, Eurotiomycetes, Chaetothyriales, Cyphellophoraceae. The transcript has a single exon. Gene Ontology annotation, biological process: transmembrane transport. Gene Ontology annotation, molecular function: transmembrane transporter activity.
AUGACUCCUGAUAAUCCCAAACAAACGGUUGCGCUCGCCACACUCGCCAGCUUUGGGUUAGGCGGUAUCAUCACUCCGACUGCUUCCAUCGCUCUCCUCGUGGCACCGGAUGCGCUUGUCACCACAGCUACAGCCCUCUCUUUGUCUGUUCGCUUUGUGGGCGGAGCCAUCGGAUACUCUAUCUACUACAACGUCUUCGUUAGGAAAUUGACGGCUUUUCUUCCAGCAUACACUGCGACAUACGCCAUCAAUGCUGGUCUUGCUCCCGGAGCUGCUGAGACAUUCGUUGACGCCCUCCUAACUGCGCCUGCUCAGACCGCAACCGUGCCAGGCCUCACACCUCAAAUCUUGGCUGCUGCACCGAUAGGUGGCCGCUGGGCGUACGCUGAGGCUUUGCACUUCGUCUGGUACACGUCGAUUCCAUUCGGUGUCGUCGCCUGCAUUUGCCGCUGCUUCUUCACCAGCACUGCGAAAUAUCAGACGAAUCGUGUAGCCGUAGCGUUGUAG